Molecule: messenger RNA, 2073 nt
Organism: Pseudogymnoascus verrucosus
Lineage: Eukaryota; Fungi; Ascomycota; Leotiomycetes; Thelebolales; Thelebolaceae
Exons: 3
Coding region: 1-2073 (690 amino acids)
Biological process (GO): spermidine transport; putrescine transport; urea transmembrane transport
Cellular component (GO): plasma membrane
Molecular function (GO): urea transmembrane transporter activity; putrescine transmembrane transporter activity; spermidine transmembrane transporter activity
Source: RefSeq, a predicted model, not a curated record
AUGGACGCAAACCACAUAACCGUCCCUCACCCAUUGGGCCAAGCCUGGGGCUAUGGAAUCAUUCUAGGUCUCGGUUCCCUGUUCGCCCUUGGAAUGGUGCUCGUAACUUGGAUCCUCAAGCGCUACAACCAUGAAGUUCAAACUUCCGAAAUGUUCAGCACGGCCGGAAGAACAGUAAAGUCGGGAUUAGUCGCCUCUGCGGUUGUAUCGAGUUGGACUUGGGCCGCAACAUUACUACAGAGCUCUAGUAUGGCAUACAAGUACGGAGUUUCUGGGCCAUUUUGGUACGCCGCUGGCGCAACAGUGCAAAUUAUUCUAUUUGCAACUCUUGCUAUUGAGUUAAAGCGCCGUUCUCCCAAUGCUCAUACUUUCCUUGAAGUUAUCAAGGCACGCUACGGCAUGACCACGCACUUGGUCUUCGUUACCUUCGGCCUCUUCACAAACAUCUUGGUCACAGCCAUGCUCCUGACCGGCGGAUCGUCAGCAUUCACAGCCUUAACCGGUAUUUCGACUCCGGCCGCAUGCUUCCUGCUCCCACUUGGAGUCAUCGUUUACACCAUGUUCGGCGGCAUGAAAGCCACAUUCUUAACAGACUACGUUCAUACCGUCAUGCUUCUAAUUAUCAUCAUAAUUUUUGCAUUUACUGCCUACGCUACCAACCACAUCAUCGGCUCUCCAGGCGCAGUUUUCGACGCCCUUGUUGCCGCCACAGAGCGUCACCCAGUGGAGGGAAACGCAGGAGGCAGCUACCUCACCAUGAGGUCCAAGGAAGGCGCCAUCUUCUUCGUCAUCAACAUCAUCGGAAACUUUGGAACCGUGUUUUUGGAUAACGUGUACUACAACAGAGGAAUUGCAGCUUCCCCGGUCGCCGCCUUGCCUGGGUAUAUCAUGGGCGGGUUGUCUUGGUUUGCCAUCCCAUGGCUCUGCGCAACGACAAUGGGCCUCUCGGCACUCGCACUCGAGAACCAUUCCGUCUUCCCAACCUUCCCCGAGCGCAUGUCGGCAGCUGAUGUCUCCGCCGGGCUUGUGCUCCCUUAUGCCGCCGUGGCGCUCUUAGGGAGCGGCGGAGCAGUGUGCGCUCUACUUCUCAUUUUCAUGGCCGUCACUUCCGCAACCUCCGCCGAGCUCAUUGCGGUCUCGACUAUUUUCACUUACGACAUCUAUCAGACCUACAUCAAGCCUGAUGCAUCCAGCCGCAGCCUCAUUUACAUGUCCCACGUCAUGGUUGCCUGCUUUGGCCUCGUCAUGGCUGCAUUCUCAACAGGUCUGUACUACGCCGGCAUCUCAAUGGGCUUCCUCUACCUCAUGAUGGGCGUAAUAAUCUCCGCCGCCGUCCUCCCAGCAACCCUCACCCUCCUCUGGAGCAAGCAGAACAAAUGGGCCGCCAUGCUCUCUCCCCCUCUCGGCCUCGUUUGCGCCCUGAUCGCCUGGCUUGUCACCUGCCAAAAGAUGUUCGGCGAACUCACCGUCGAGACUCUGGGGUCCAACUACCCCAUGCUAGCAGGGAACGUGGUAGCCCUCCUCUCCCCCGUCAUCUUCAUCCCAGUCCUCACCUAUGGUCUCGGCGCGGAUAACUACGACUGGGUAUCCAUGGGCGAGAUCCGACGGAGCGACGACCACGAGAUCGCCGAGGCAUCUGGAGUUGAUCUCGAACUCGUCCCUGGGGAAGCGGUCAUAUCCGAGGAGCAGCUCGCCGAAGAACAACGGGUCCUUCUCCGCGCAUCCAAGAUCGCGAAGAUCGCCACCAUCUCGAUGACGCUAGGCUUCCUCGUCCUCUUCCCCUUCCCCAUGUACGGUUCCUCCUACAUCUUCAGCAAGCCCUUCUUCACCGGCUGGGUGGUUGUGGGGAUCAUCUGGAUCUUUUGCUCGCUGUUCUGCGUUGGGAUAUACCCGCUCUGGGAGGGAAGGCAUAGUAUGGCGCAUACGUUCAAGGCGCUGUAUCUGGAUGCGACGGGGAAACAGCACCCGAGUAGGCAUCAUGCGCAUGGGGCUAUGAUCGUGGAGGAUGAGAAGAGUAGUGGGUCUGAGACGCCGCCGGAGAAGAAGGAUUUGAGUGUUAGUGUGAGCGAGUGA